GAAGUAUAGUAUAUCUUAGGGGUUUAAGUAAUGACUGAUAUUUUCUCCUUUUGGUACAGGCGUUUGAUAGGUAUUGUGUAUUCACCAACUCUGUAAUGAGGUCUUUGUUGUGGUAGAAAAAUAAGAGAGUUGUGUGGAGAAAAAUGGGCUACAGUUUCAUCCUUCAGCCAGCCAUGGCAUCGCAGGAGGUGUCCGAGGCGCUCUCCUUCAGUCUGAGCGGCGUGAGGGAGCGGAUGCGGGAGAGGAGAAACGGCGUCUUGAGAACCGCGAAGCUGAACGCAUCGAUCGCGUCGAAAAUCAAAACGAAAAUCCUGAAUAACUCCUCCACUAUUAAAGUUUCCCUAAAGCACAACAAUAAAGCACUGGCACUGGCCCUCAAUGCGGAGAAAGCCAAUGCACAGCGGCUCAUCCAGGAGAAGAUCAGCUUGCAGAAGGAGGUGGAGCACUGCCACUUCCAGAAUGCCGUGCUGCGGCACAAGCUCUGCUUACUGAGUAACACCAUGAAAGAACUUGAAAACCUUGUGGCUGCAGUUAAGAUGGCUCGUCUGUCUGAGUUCCAUACAAGUCCUUCGUCCCUGUCCCAUGGCCGGAAGAGCAGCAUAACUGAAGAUAGUUGGUUUGACAGUAGUGCAGAUGGUCAUUUUGUGAGUGGUGAGCUGAUGUCACUGAGGGUGCCUGUUUCAAAGCCACGUGAUGAGGGACAGCAAGGCGGCAGCUCCACAGCUGUACGGAAGUCCUUGGUCAGUCUUCGGAGAUCUGCUUCUGAUAAGCCUCAGGAAAUUGUGCCUGUUGUCUCCAAAGAUGCUUUGCCAUCACAGCUUGCUAAGAAGCCUCAGUCCCACCAGGAAGAAAAUAAGAAUAAGCAGAGUGAAGCAAUGGAAGCACAAGAAGUUUUCCUUGGCUCUUCUCUCUCUGGAGAAUCCUUGUGCACCACUCAACAAAAUCUCAGUGAUUUGCCAGCACUUGCUUGGGAAAGUCAGCCACUUCCAUAUGAGGAUGAUGAGAUGGUGAAACAAUUCUGUGAUCGUCUCUCAAAAGGGCAUGUUACACAGAGAAAAAAGCGUUCCACCUUGUUUGCAACAAGUACUCUGCCUUCUAGUGAGGAUACCUUCCUACAUAUCAGCUCUACUGAGGCAACCCAGUGCAGUUUGACUAAGGACAGCAGCAGCUGCAGCAAGAGCAGCACACAGGUGCAGCUGAAAUCUCCCAGCUACCAAGUUUCAUCUUCUCAAGCCACUGUUAGUCCCAAUAAAAAAUCUUUGGGUAAAGAGACUUGCUGUGAUCAGCCACAGGCUGAAGAAACUGGGUGUGGUGUUGAAAUGGAUCCCAGCCAUAGCAAAGUCUUGAAGCUUAUUCCUGUAAAGGUUAAAAGUAAGGGUAACUGUAAAACUAGUGAGAAAAAAACUGUUAAAAAGGCAAGCACAGGAAAGAAAAAAAAUAAAGUUAAAAACAAUGUGGAAAAUAGCCCUGAUAUACCUCAAGAUGAAGGGAGUACCCUAAAUGCAAAGAAGCUUUUUCAGUCAGAAGUUGCAACAUAUUCUAGUGAGUCAGAAGCCUCAGAUAUGAGGCAGAAGGCUUGUGUGGGGUCUUUGGAGAGGAAGAACAGAGGCUGUAGUGUGGAGCAACAUUCCCAUUGUUCUGAUGAAGUCCGAGUUUCCAGAAGAACAUACGUGGUGAAUACAGCACAACUGAAUAGUCUUGGAAGUGCUGACUUACUGCAACAAGUUAAGAAAGAUGCUAUCUUUGAGUUUGAAAGCAUGGAGGAUUUAUUAAAAAGUCCAGUUCAUGCCUUCUCAAGUCAUAAAGUUUCCUCAGAUGAGUCCACUUUACAAAACUCAGUUUUGCUGAGGAAUGAGACUUCAAAUGCACAUGCUUUACAGGACUUACCAAGUGUGAGCACAAAGAGCAUCAGACAGAAAGCCAACAGAAAAACUAUAGUAAUUAGGCAAAUAAAUGACUCUGGGGAGACUCUCAUAAGCAAUGUGAAGAUACCUGAGGCCAAAGCUGAAAAACAGUCUAAAAGAAGCCAGACAAGCAGGAGGAAGACUGGCAGGGUAAGCGGUUGUAGCGAUCAGAGAAAUGAAGAUAAUUUUGGAUCUUGUAUAGGUGUUCCAGAAGUAGCUAAGGAGUGCAUGAAGAAUUCACUAGAUAAAUGUAGCAGGAAGACUUAUGUUGUUUGUCCUUCAGAUCUUACAGGAAACUUGGUUAGUGUCCAGACAAAUUCUGAAGGAAAUGAAAUUGUACCUUCUACAUCUAUUUCUGGGAGCCAAGCUAGCAAAAUUCCCAGAAUUCGGAAGAUGAUAGCUGCUCAGAACAAUAAAAAAGAACCAGGGGACCUUCAAGAAAAGGAGCAAGCUGAAGAUGACAGCACAAAUGCUCGGCAAAAAGGGGCUGAUCCCAAAGCAAAGCCUCGGAGGAACAGGAACACCCCUACUCCUCCAAAGAUGGAUUUCCUCACCAGACAGAGCAAUGGUGCCAAUGUGCUCCCUGGAAGUUCAGUGGAACUUGCAUCAAAGCAAACUGUCCUGAUGGGGAAACUUUCCUGCACUGCAGAUCUGCUGUCUGAGCCAGUUGUCUCCCUGGAGGAGCAGAUCGCUGAGAUACCACAUAGAAAAAAUCUUACGGGCUCUUCACAAAGUCUUGAGUCCUCUUCUGUGGUCUGCUCUGGAGCUUUACAUUUCAAAGCUGGCCUUACAGAUGUACUGGUUUCCAAGAGCUUAAGUACUGAGGGCAACAGAAUCCCAGAGAAAUCCUCUCUUUGGCCAGAGUGCUCUCAGGUUUUUAAAGAAAGGGAUGGAGAAGUACCUGGGGAAAGAAACCAACAUGGGUCAAGUUCUGAAGAUCAUUCCCAGAAUUCAUCCUUGGAGAAACGUGAGUCCAAACCACUACAGGACCUUACCAAUGCCAGGACUCUGUCCCUCCCCAGCUCGGAAGAAGAGUCAGGGCGCUUAAUCAGGCGGAGACGAGAACCAACCUGCUACAAGGAGCCAAAAAUCGGAAGCAAACUGAGACGGGGUGACCCAUUUACAGACACGGAGUUCCUCCAUUCCCCCAUCUACAAAAACAAAAAGAAGAUCAAAGCCAAGGAAAUGACCAAGAAGAUCAAAGAGGAAAAAGAUUUCUGAAUAGUGUACUGGUGCCAAGGCAAGCAAACUGAUAACAAGUGGGGGAGAAGGAGCCAGAAGUGAAAUAGUGGUUAAUUGGCAGCCAUCAAGCUCCUGGCUUGUGUGUCUUUGCUAGAAUGAAUCUAGUAUUGUUUGUAUCUUUUUUAAAAUGUAAAUAAAUUCUAUGUGGACAGUAUAAAAA
This is a messenger RNA of Anas platyrhynchos (mallard), 3306 nucleotides long. The record is from RefSeq and is a predicted model, not a curated record. Lineage: Eukaryota; Metazoa; Chordata; Aves; Anseriformes; Anatidae.